AUGAAGUCUUUCACCUUGUCCGGCGUCAUCGCCGCUCUCACUGCCACCGCUGCCGUCCAGGCCCAGACCUACUCCCAGGAUGGACCUUUCUACCUGAAGCUCAAGUCCAACGAUACCUCCCUCGACGGCAAGUACCUCUACGCCUGCCACGCCGGCGCCGCCAUUGAGUCGCUGUGCCUUGGCAGCACCCAGGAUCCCGCCGGUGCCUCUUCAUCCUCCUUCUACUACAACUACACCGUCAACGACAACGUUCCUUCCAACUCCGGUCUCUUGAUCUGGAACCUCCAGGCCAGCGGUGCUGAUGGUCCCAUCACCGUCUCUUCCCCUCUGUCUUUCAACUACGACCCUGGCUCUAAUGUUGCCACGACUCUGUUCAUGCCUACUGCUUCCCCGAGCCUCCAGGUUGCCUUUGACAACGAGAACCAGCUGUUUGUUCCUACCUACACCGACGACUCCAAGUACGUUGCGGGCCAGUACCCCGAGUACCCUGGCACCAUCGCCCUUCAGAACUGGCAGGCAUGCUGGGCGCAAGUUGGAGGCUACUACUACAACGUACUCGCGUGGGUUACUAGCGGCGCGCCGAAGAACCCCACUUGCAAGGCUGUGAAGGUCGCCAAGGUUAAGGUACAAGACACUGAGCAGCAAAACCCGGAGGAUGACCAUGCCGAGAAGGGCUCUGAGGAACAACAGCCCGAGGGUGACCACGCUGGAGAGCCUGUCGCCCAGAUUGGUGAUGAUCAGGUGCAGAAUGUUCCUGCUCCGGCUCCGGCUCCCCCGCCUGCUCCUGCGCAAGAUGGACAGGACGAUGAAGAGAAUCAUGACCAGGAUGACAAUGAGAGCUCCAACGAAGAGUAAACGGACUGGAUUUCAUGGCAAGGAAGAAGAGACCGGAUGGUUGGCUGAUUUGGGCAGAACAUGCAUGAUUAAUCGCUAAUGUUUUCUUAUUGAGAGUAAUGACGGACGAAUUUCGAUGCUUUGGCGUUGAGGACAGUUAUGGUUAAUACAUUUCAUUUCAUUGACUUUAUUCUCUCUACUCCGUCUUUUGGUGACUGUAAUGACCGAGAUCUCGUGAAACGCAUGGCAGAUGUCUGGUCUGAAUUCCUUCAUCUUAUAUGUACCGAAUACGUACAGACAUGAGCAAAUUGACAUUGAAGUAAGGCAACUAACCAUAUAAAAAUCAUUCCGUACAUAAGCCCGGCGCCGAUAUCAUCAGUCCUGGCAUUGGUUAACCGACUGUGUGGGCGGUGGCGCAUGGCUCAGAUC
Neurospora tetraspora is the source of this 1263-nucleotide messenger RNA. RefSeq lists its product as uncharacterized. NCBI's taxonomy places the organism in Eukaryota, Fungi, Ascomycota, Sordariomycetes, Sordariales, Sordariaceae. The transcript is spliced from 3 exons. The record is from RefSeq and is a predicted model, not a curated record. Bases 1 to 855 code for a protein of 284 amino acids.